GAAAUGACCGGUGUGGAAGUGUCCGACGGAGGGAAUGCCGAAGAUGCUAAAUAGACAGAUAUGUCAAAAACAGUAAUCGUAGUUAAACGUUGAAAACAAACAAGAUCUUUCCGACAGUCGACAACACGAACGGAAAUGGCUGGGAUUAUUAAAAAGCAAAUCUUGAAGCAUUUGUCGAGGUUCACCAAGAACCUGUCACCGGACAAGAUCAACCUGAGCACGCUGAAGGGGGAGGGGCAGCUGUCCAACCUGGAGCUGGAUGAGGAGGUGCUGCAGAACAUGCUGGACCUCCCCACGUGGCUGGCCGUGACACGCGUCUACUGCAACAAGGCCGCCAUCCGGAUUCAAUGGACCAAGCUGAAGACCAGCCCUAUCUGCCUGUUCCUGGACAAGGUGGAGGUGGAGAUGCGGACGUGUGAGGAGCCCCGGGCCCCCAAUGGUCCGUCCCCCAUCGCCAUUACUGCAGGCCAAAGUGAGUAUGGUUUUGCCGAGAAGGUGGUAGAGGGCAUGUCGGUCAUCAUCAACUCCAUCACCAUCAAGGUCCAGGCGCAGGCUUUCCACGCCUCCUUUGAGCUGUGGCAGCUGCAGGGCAACAGCCUGAACCCCAAGUGGGAACGCAGCGACCUCCGCUACACGCGUAUCACCGACCCCAAGAGGGGAGAGGUGCUGACGUUUAAGGAAAUCAACUGGCAGAGUCUGCGGAUCGAGGCAGAUGCCAUCGAGAGCGACGAGCAGGACUUGGGCAGCACACCCUUGCGUCUUAUCACUAAUCAGGGACGAAUCCGCAUCGCUCUCAAGCGAAGGGUGAAGGACUGCAAUGUUCUGGCCUCUAAGCUGCUCUUCAUCCUGGAUGACCUGCUGUGGGUGCUGACGGACUCUCAGCUCAAGGCCAUCAUCCACUACGCCAAGUCCCUGAGUGAGGCCAUGGAGAAGUCUGCCCAGCAGCGGAAGAGUAUGGCUGCCGACUCUCUGCAGACUGCUCCUCCAUCUCCAGGCAUUCACACGCUGUGGACCGACCCGCCUCCCGCCCCCACGCCGUCACGGACGCCCAGCACGCUGGGGCAGUACUUUGACCUCCACGACGUGAAAGAGUCCUCCUACCACACGUUCAUCUCCCGCCUGGACCUCCACAUCUGCAACGACAGCUCCUCAGUGGACUCAGACUCCGAUGAACCUCCACCCAGGGGCUCUCAGGGAGCCAUGCAGCUCACCUUCCGCAAGCUGGGCCUAGAUUACUACCCCUUCCACCGACCAGGUGAUGGCUGUCGGCACUGGGAGCGCCACUGCAGCGCCAUGGAGUCCCGGGCCCAGUGGGCGGCCAAGCUGCUGCAGGAGUUCCAGAGCCGCGUGGAGUCCUCGGGCAUCCCCGGUCCCCACUCGGACCCCUCGGCUCCCGCACCUGCCAGGGAAUCCCCCGCCAAAAAGGCCCAGGAUGGAGAGCCGGGCCCUAAAUCCAGCCCCCCUGAGCGGGAGCAGGCCUCCCGACGUAGCUCCACUGCCCCUGCUCCCACAUCAGCCCCCCCUCCUUCGGGAACGCCCCUGAAGAGGCUACGCUCCAGCUGCGUGGUGGUCCGGGUGGAUGACCUCGACAUCCAUCAGGUGUCUACGGGUGGCCGUCACAGCAAAAAGACUCAGUCCCUCCUCUCGUGCAACCGCAAGGCUCUUCACCUGGCCGACAACGUCCCGGCCAUCCACCUGCAGUUCACCGAGUACUACUUCCCCAACAACCCCGAUCUUCCCAUUCCCUACUCCAACCUGUACGGUCAGGUGAACGGCCUGCAGGUGUGCGUGGACCCGCCGAGUGUGUUGUGGAUGAACACGUUUGCCCGAGGCCUGCUCCGCACCCUGGACCAGGUCAAGGCCUUCUACCACCUCCAGGACAGCAGCAAGAGCGACGAGCAUGUGGAUCUGCGUAUGGACGUUGCACAGCUCAAGCUCAUUAUCCCUCUAGAGUCCUCCAUCCUGGACCACCCGGACCGCCCGCAGUCCCUCAGCGUCUCCGUCCCCCAGAUGGUGGUCAGCAACACGCGGCACGCUCCCCACGGCUCCCGCGCCGACCUGGCCAGCACGUGCCAGUCCUUCUCGUCUCGCCCGUUCUUCCAGCGGGCGGCGCCGCCGCCGUCGUCCGCGUUCCCCUGCGACCGCUCCAGCUUCCACCCGCUGCCUCGCGCCUUCCUGCGGCUCGCCCGGGAACUGGCGCCCUGCCCCCUGCUGGACGGGAGGCCCCCGCGCUCUCAGGACGUCUGGUCGCUCAGCCUGUCGCGGGCGGCGCUCAGCUUCGAGGGCGCCCGCCGCAACCCCAAGGGCAAAGCGCAGCCCUUCGUGGAGCCCUUCGCCAUGUCCGUGUGGAUGUGCCGCCCGGACGCCUUCGAGAACGGCGCCCGCCUUUCACCCUCCCCCACCGCCGAGCUAGCUCACUCUGGUCACUCUGGUCACUCCAGCCCGCACAGCAACCACCUCGGUCAGACCUCCGGCCAGCAGAACGGAGUCCGUGAGGACGCGCCCCACUCGGCGCCCGCUGGGGAGGCACGGGAGCAGGCCUCCGUCCACAUCCUGGCCCAGUCGGUGACGCCCCUGAAGGUGUGGCUCAACCACUUCCAGUACGUGGCGCUGCUUCGCAUGAAGGACACUCUGGCGCAGCUCGGCGGCGAGCUCAGCCGGAGCGCGGGCAACUCCGGGCCGGCAGAGGGCCGGCAGCGGGCCGGACGCCCGUCGGAGGAGGAGGAGGAGGAGGAGGAGGACGCGGACGAGGAGAAGAAGAAGGGGGCGGCGAAGGGUCCGCGGAAGCCGCCCAGCGUCUGCGUGGCGUUCCUGACGGACGGCGUGGAGCUGGGCGUCCUGCUGCCCGCGUCGGCCCAGCAGCCCGAGGAGGAGGAGGCGCGCUCGCCGGAGGAGACGGAGAGCCCCAGCAUGAGCGACUCGGACGCCUCGCCCGCCCACCGCGGCUCGGAGCCCGGCCCGCUGGAGGACAGCGGCAUCGGGGGCAACGGCAGCACGGCCGCGGCCACCGGGGAGGAGGAGCAGGAGCAGGAGCAGGAGCAGGAGGAGGAGCAGGAGGGCUCCGUGGAGGAGGCGUGCGAGGCGCUGGAGGAAGGAGAGGGCGAGAAGGACGCCGCCGCCGCCGCGACCGGGGAGACCGCGCUGUCACCGCCGCUGUCCCCCGGCGCCGCCGGCAACAUGCCGAGAGACACCUCCACCUUCAGCCUGGAGGGGGAGCUCUCCAGCGCCCUCAACGCCACCAAGGACGUGACCAAGGACGCUCUGAGUGCCUCCCUGGACCUGACCAAAGGGGCCUUCUCCAUCACGAAGGACGCCUUCAGUAUGCUGGGCCGCAGUUCAGGCAUGACCAAGAUGCUCUUCAACUCACCGGCCAAGGAAUUGUCUCGGCCUGAAGAGUCCAGUCCAUCUCUGCUGGGCAGUCUGCGGCUACAGACCAUGAAGCAGUCUCCGUCGCAGCACUCGUUUGACAGUGCCAUUCUGGACGGCAGCCUGCCUGACGACCGGCUGUCCGUGGGCAGUGACACCAGUGAAAACUUUGCCAUCCUCAUGGACUCAGAGUCCGGCGUGGAGUCGUUGCGGCCAGAGAGCGUAGUGGGCGCGCUGCUCAGCCGGGGCAGCCCCGCACCAGGCACCGACGCCGGCUCCUCCGCCGACCGCAGCAGCUCUCUGUCCCAGAGCAUAGAGGACAUCAGUCAGGACAUGGCCUCCGUGCUGCUGCUGUGCCUGAGUGGGGUGGGCAGCGUGGCGCAGCUGAAGGGGGAGGACGUGGUGGUGGCUCUGGAGGCCCAGGAGAUGACGCCCAAGUCCCUGGGCAACCAGAGGAUCUCCGAGCUCAUGGCAGGUGGUGUGUCAUCUCCUAUCAGGCCCCUGUCCCCUGUCCACCGUCCCACCCGCAGUUCGUCCUCCCCUCCAGUGGUGGCGCUGCGCAUGGAGAUGGGGCCCGCCGCCGCUCGCCACAGCCCCCUGUCGGAGAGCGUGGGCUUCCUGGAGCUGCAGGUGGUGGGCUGCCGGGCCGAGCUGCUGGCCUCCUCUCUCGGGGGCCUCGGGCCCUUCCUGGAGGACGAGCUGGCCGCGGACGUGCAGCCCAUGAGGAUCCGACUCCGAGAUACCGUCCUCAAGCUCAAGGAUAACGGUCCUCGGGUGUACCCCACGGCCCCCCAGCCUGUGCCUGUGGUCUUCAGUUUGGACGGAGUGGUCCUGGAGCGCUCGGACGAUGGCGCCUUCAGCCUGAGACCGGGUGGUAGUCAGUCGGAGGCGGAUGGGGCCGUUUCCACGGCAGCAUCGUGUCAAGAGAAUGGACAGCGACACUGCAGUGAUGCCACAGAGCACAACAAGCCCCAUGAGUCAGAGCUCUCUGAGGCCCGGGUUGCCCUCUCUCAAGCUCUACUGGACCGAGAGCGCCUCCUGCAGGAAAUCCAGAAGUAUGACCCCACGUUCACACUCUGAUCUCCCUCACAUAACAGGCCAGUGGGGGGCGACAUACAACUACUGAAGUUAUGGAGAACCAGUUGAAGUGCCACAGAACAAACUCUUUCUAAUGGGUGUUAGGGGAAAUUGUCUUAUCUGACAAUGACAGGAACAAAAAAAAAUCUUAAACAUAUGUGUGUUUGAUCAGCAAAUAGAACAUGGGGGAUGAAGGUGACCUAUAAUUCCAUUAGGGUUGCGUUUUUGUUUUGUAUGAACGGAUUCUGGGAGCUUGUGUGAAGAAUGGGUUAACAUCUAGCCAUUUUUCAUUUGAACCUUAAAGACCUUACGUUGGUGGUGUCGUCUCACAAGCAUGGUGGACAUGUUCUCUUAAUUUCCCAGUCAUUUUCCAAUCAUGGUGGAAACCAAUUGCACAUGCACUGUUUCACUGCCGAAGAACCCCUCCCACUGUCCUGUAAUUUUUGUUCCAAGUGUGUGUGCCUGUGUGUGUGUGUGUGUGUGUGUGUGUGUGUGUGUGUGUGUGUGUGUGUGUGUGUGUGUGUGUGUGUGUGUGUGUGUGUGUGUGUGUGUGUGUGUGUGUGUGUGUGUGUGUGUGUGUGUGUGUGUGUGUGUGUGUGUGUGUGUGUGUGUGUGUGUGUGUGUGUGUGUGUGUGUGUGUGUGUGUGUGUGUGUGUAAUCUCCACUAAUGUCCGGCAUUCUGGACUAAUUCCAUUAGUAUUACAAAUUUGGCCUAGUGUGGGCCUGUUACCAUCUCCCGAGGGUCACGUGGUGUGUAUAUGAACUUGAAAAUUCCUCUUAGCUAUACAAUUGACUCACCUUGGUAUAUUAUUAGGUGUAUAUAUGUUAUCAUUGGCUGCUAUUUAGAUGCAUCAAUGCAUUUCUGCAUAGGACCACUAUGGUAUUAAGGAGAUAAGGAGUUAAGAAAAAUAAUAAGCACUUUGAAGCAGACCUCUAUCCUGUUUAGAGUGACUGGUACAGUACAUCCCAUUACUGUUGUAUUCAUUUACAGUGUUAUUCGUAGAUUGAGAAAAGCUUUAAUCUAAGCUCUCAGUAUUUGUAACCAAUUUGAGCUCAUUCAAGUCACUGCAGAAAGUACUGUCUGUUAGUCAAGCAUACAUAGAGGUAUGUGUGUUUAGGAUGUACACGGGUAACUAAUGAAGACUUGCCUUAUUAAUUUCCAGAGUUAGUAAGGGAAGCUAGUCAUUUAGUUUUUUGUCCAUAGAUUAAAUAUAGAGUUUGGUAAAGGUCAUGUUUGUGUCAACAUAGAAUGCAAUGCCUUGCAUAGUGUCUUGUUUCAGUGGAUGAACGAUGAAGGGAGUUACUGAGGUACUCUGAAACAUGCUCCUAGUCUCUGCUCACAUUGUCCCCAGCAUAGCAGAGUUCCUCAGUUUGUGUGUCAUUCUGCCAAAGUGGUUUGGUGAUUUAUUAACUGCAGUCUAGACAAGCUAGUAACAUCUUCCUUUUCACAUUGUACAUUUAAAAACAUUAAUCUAUAGUUGUGUCAGAUGUAGCAAGAAAGACUUCUAUCAAAAAUGAUCUUGCCAAUUGCUGGCUGUAUAAAUUGUCUAUUUUCUGUGUGCGUCUUUGCACAUGAAAUGCUUAGUCUCAAGGACAAAGAAAAACAAUAACCCUCUGUAAAGUAUGGGUGCCAUAUUGGAUACAGCAAAAGCACUCUGAACAUACCUAAUGCCAAAUAUGUUUUAGUUUUAUACAUUUUUGUUUUCAAUUUCUGUAAAAUUCCUUUUGUUUAGAAUGUUUGGUCAUGUUGGCAUGUAUGAAAUGUUCAUGUGUAAUACUCUAUAGGUACCUGAGGCGGAUGAUAAAAAAAAAUAGUCAAUACUUAUUUUGGAUACGUUUUGCGCUACGUCUUUCUCUGAUUGGACAAAUGUUGGAAAUGCGUUGCAGAUAUGUUUUGUUUACCCCAUUUUGUUUUUUAUCUGAAUGAAGUCUCCCCAAGAUCAACAAGGGUUCUGCAAAGCAGAAGGUAUUAAUAUGGUUCAAUGUAAACAAUAUGAGCGCACCUUUUUUAAAUGACUAAAACUCUUUAACAGAUGGAUUGUGGGUAACUAUUGGUGGAGGCCUUGUGCAUCUACAGCUUAUAGGUUUAAUGCAAAAUUUAAACUUUGGCUCGGUGAGCUUGACUUCUACACAUGUCACUUGCCAAAUGCCCAAGUCCCUUGCCAAAUGCCCGAGUCCCUUGCUUGCUUACCCACAGUUCACCUCUGCGUAGAUGUCCUUUCAUUGGGCACAUUGCUUUAGUUUACAUUGACUUGUACCAGUGCCUUUCAACCCUCCCCGGGCAAGAACCAGGCCCCAGAGAAGGAAGGGUGAAAUGGCAUCAGUGCAUGGUGGUUAUUCAAGUACUGUAGACUCUUCCAGCGUCAUGUCUGACUACUGUCGAUAGCAAACUGUAGGUACUGUAUAAAGAGCAAUAUUUAACAAAAUAUAUACAUAACUGAUGUAUAUGAAAAAAGACACAAAUCAAAAGAACUCUUGGUGCCCAAGCACCCAAUGCAUGCCAUGAAGAUCCAGUGUUUAUUUCGGGUUUCAGGUUUUGUGUCAGUGAGUUGACGGUGUAAUUUCCUAGAUUGUUGUUUUAAAAACACUAUUUCUAAGUUAACAGUAUUUUUUUUAAAGUUAUUAGUGCUCAUUUGUUUAGAGACCUCUUCUAGAGAUCUCUCCAGCAUGCUAAUUUCACUCACUUUUGAAUUUGUGCUGACAUCUUUUUCAUAAAUUAAGUUGGAAGUAUAACACAUAAGAACAAAUGGUGAUUAGAAAUGGCUGUUGCCAGCCAGAGUAGAGCUGGGGUUUUUAGUCUUCUCAUUAUGCAUGACUUGUGUUUCAGUGGUGCAGAUGUGUUUGCCAUCAAGGUCACAGUGGCUGUGUGUGCUGAAGCAGAGAUGCGUUGUCUCUUAUUUCAGCCAUUAGAUUCAGUGCUCUGAAGUGAGCAUUUUGAGACAGUGUUUUUUUUCUGUAGUCACAGUCACUGAUAAUUACAUAGACUAGACACCUUCUCUCCCAGCCAGGCAGACAGGUGUGUUCAUUGUUGGUGAUGGGAUUUUAGAGAUGUUGCUUCAGUGGUGUGUGCUGGGUAUCGGUCAGUGGACUGCUAAAUGGAUGUUAAAGUAGUCAUUUCCUUCAUAAGCAGCAGGGGCUCCUCUGUUGAAGGGUGUUGAAUGCAGAGCUCUAGAUACUGCGAUGUGGACUAGACUGGAAAAUGUCCAGAUUUUGUUUGCAAGUUCUUCUUUUGUCUCCUGUUCUUUUUUUUUUCAUGUAUAAAACACAGGUACAGAUCUAAUUGUGUCCAUUUUUUGAUGUGUCUGUAUUUCUACAUUUGCCUGUGAAUCACUUGCUUCUGAAAUGCCAUUGUGAACAUGUUCAUCUAGUGGCCUUGGUUGUCAACAUGCCUUGUGUGGAAUAUAGAUUCCCCCUUCCCAUUGGAAAUGAAAGAUCGAGAGGGGCUGUGGUACCCUGCCCGAUCACAUCUCAAACUCUGUAUUUUAGCAAGAAUGGCUUUCUACUUUUGCCUUCAUAGGCCAGAGGUUUUUGAAUAACUACACGCAGCAGUAUUAUAGUAGUAAGUAGUCGAGGUUGUAAAAUACAUAGUUCAGUAGGCCGUUAAGCAUGUAUACCGGAGGUGAUCGCAUGGAACAUUUAAUCUUCUCACAGGUGCAUCUCGUUGCCAUGGACUUUAUCCACAACACAAUUUACAGCCUGAGCUGGCACACAGCCAUGUUUCAUCUGACUUACCCUGACUCCUGUAGACAAGAAUGACCCAUAACUCAGUUGUGCCUCAAUUAUAUGUUAGGGGUAUUCUUUGUUCCACACAAAAAAAUGUUUCCAAAAUCAUUAUACUUCCAUUUUUUUAUGAUUAUCUUGUAUUAUAAUAAUGAUGGUGUUAACUUUAUGGGUUUCAGUUAUAUUGACACCCAGUAUUACAAUUGGAAAGAAUGUUCUGUGUGUGAAAUUAAGACUUUCUGGAAUGGAACCCCCACCCCACCCCACCCCACCCCCAUCCAUCAUUUUUUACUUGUGUAAAUAAUAGAAAUGUGUUAUGUAGGAAAGUUUUAAAAAAAGAAAAGUAGAGCAUAUCAGUUGACUGCAUAUUCAAAGAGGGUCUUUAUCCUUCAGGAUGGAGAUAACUCAUUGUCCAUUUUACUCCACUGUGUUACACUGUGUUCACUAGUUGCUAUGAUACUUCCUUUAAAACUGCACUACUUGGGGUUGAGAAAUUGAGGUCUCCUUAAUGUGUUUCUUCAUUAAACUCGCAUGCAGGUGAGCCAUUUUUAUAAUGGAACUCCUUUCCCCUUGAGUGUUCUCAGUGUGUGUGUGUGUGUGUACGUACAGUAUGUAUGUAUGUAUGUAUGUGUGUGUGUGUGUAAAUCACCAAUGUUCUCUAAGAUUUAAGACUUUGUACCAUCAUCACACCUUAUACUGUAUGUCAGAUUGGUUCUGUGAACCAUCGCUUUGUGUGAACGAUAUGACAAAUCUAAAUGAAUUAAAAAAAGGUUUAACUACGUAUCCUCACACUAAA
This is a messenger RNA of Sardina pilchardus (European sardine), 8959 nucleotides long. RefSeq names its product bridge-like lipid transfer protein family member 3A (gene bltp3a). The transcript has 21 exons. Lineage: Eukaryota; Metazoa; Chordata; Actinopteri; Clupeiformes; Clupeidae. The record is from RefSeq and is a predicted model, not a curated record. The coding region runs from base 136 to 4446 and encodes 1436 amino acids.